Lolium perenne is the source of this 411-nucleotide messenger RNA. RefSeq lists its product as uncharacterized. NCBI's taxonomy places the organism in Eukaryota, Viridiplantae, Streptophyta, Magnoliopsida, Poales, Poaceae. The record is from RefSeq and is a predicted model, not a curated record.
AUGACUGAUCUCGGGGACCUCCACCACUUCCUGGGUAUGAAGCGGGCUGGCAUGUCUGACUGUCACCCCUCGCCUACACCGGUCGACACAUCCUCAAAGCUCUCCGCUUCCGAUGGCGAGCUCCUUCCCGACACCGCCGACUAUAGGAGCAUCGUGGGCGGACUUCAGUACCUCACACUGACGCGCCCCGACAUCUCCUAUGUUGUUCAGCAGGCCUGCCUUCACAUGCAUGCUCCGCGCACGUCUCACUUGGCUCUCGUGAAACAUGUUCUGCGGUAUGUUCGGGGUACACUGGAGUUCGGCCUCCAGCUCCACGCCUCCUCGUCGACCGCCCUUGUGGCCUACCCCGACGCCGACUGGGCCGACUGUCCGGCGCCGCUCCACCUCCGGUUACUGUGUCUACUUCGGUGA